Dinoponera quadriceps is the source of this 2067-nucleotide messenger RNA. RefSeq names its product protein sister of odd and bowel-like. Gene Ontology annotation, biological process: embryonic hindgut morphogenesis; regulation of transcription by RNA polymerase II; embryo development. Lineage: Eukaryota; Metazoa; Arthropoda; Insecta; Hymenoptera; Formicidae. Gene Ontology annotation, cellular component: nucleus. Bases 1 to 2067 code for a protein of 688 amino acids. The record is from RefSeq and is a predicted model, not a curated record. Gene Ontology annotation, molecular function: DNA-binding transcription factor activity, RNA polymerase II-specific; RNA polymerase II transcription regulatory region sequence-specific DNA binding. The transcript has a single exon.
AUGGACCUGACGGAGACUUUCGCGCCGGGAGGUGGCGGCGAGGACCUGCCGAAGACCGACUUCUUCGACUUCGUGGUGUCGCCGCCGCCGCAUUGCGCCGACGGCGUCUCCGACGAGGAGAGCUUCCUGAACCGCGGCGGCUGCCGUAGCAUGGGUUACCUCCAACAGAGCCACGAGGAGCACGAGAACCCGCGAGCCGAGCUGCACGGCUCGCCCUUCCUCAAGGAGACCAACAACAACACGCUGACGGCGUUGCCGCCGGUCUCGACCAUCACCGGCUCGCUGAGCCACCAUCAGCACCAUCAUCACGUUCACCAGCAGGUCGGCCGUUCGCAGCAUGCCGGCGUCCAGCAGUCCAACGACGCCAUGGACCAGUCCGAAUGCGACUACUGGGGCGCGGCUGAGGACGAGGGCAAAGAGCAGACGUGCAACAUUCUGUUGGAGGACCUCAACAAGUACUGCUGGUCGUCGAACGCGCACGCCAACGACGCCGGCGUGAUUCACCAGGCCGGGCCCAACGAGCACCACCAGGCGGUGGGCGGCCGCGGCUGCGGCGCUAACGACCGGCAGAACACGGACGGUGCGAUCUACACGCUGACGGUGCUCAACAACGAGGCGAACUCGAUGGACGCGUUGGACUGCUGCAAGAGCCCGGCGCCCGCUUCCGGCGACUCCUGGUCGCUCCGGCCGAACCUCGACCUGGACGCUAUCCUCAGCAUGGAGCCGUCCUCCGGUGAGCAAGAUCACGAGCAGCAGACCGCCGGUGACGUCAGCCGGGGCGUCAACGAGAGGUUUCACCCGGACCGCUUCACCGUGCCGACCUCCCAGUACACCACGGACGACAGCGGCUUCGUCGAGAGCAAGGAGCUGUGCGCACGGGCGUCCUCGGCCAACUGCUCCGGCGACAACAACAACGACUGGAAGCUGUCGGAUCAGAACCUGCAGGAGGUCGCCGCGGUGGCGGCGGCCGCGGUCGCCGUCGGCGCCGGCGACUCCGCCGAGAGUCUGCUGCGGAGCGCUCUUCAGGGUAAACUCUACACGGGACCGACUCAAUCGGUCUCCUCGUCCUCACCGUCUUCCCAAGCAUCCACCAUCUCGAUGCCGGUCUCGGCCAGCGCCGGCCUCUUGGUGCCCGACCAGCAGCAGCAGCAGCAGCAGCAGGAGGACUCCAUGCACGCGUGCACCGACGAGGACCUGCUGCUGUCGCAGUUGGACCAGACGACUUACCGACCGGGCGACUACGAGAAGCUCAAGAGCAUCGCCAACGAGGUGGUGGAGUCGUACUGCAGCUUGGAGCCGGUCUGCAACGUGUCGACCACCACGGUCAUGUACACCUUGGACCCGGCGAGCGGCAGCUUGGGCACCAUCACGUUGCCGGGCGACCUGAGCCAGGUGAGCACCGUCACGGUGGUCACGGCCGCUCAGCAAGAGGUGCUUCAGCAACAGACCGGCCAACGAGCCGACGUUGAUCAGCAGCAGCAGCAGCAACAGCAGCAGCAACAGCAACAACAACAGCAGCAGCAGCAGCCGAGCCAACUGCAGCUCACCUCGGCUCGGGUCGGCGUGACCGCCAAGCCGCCGAAGAAAUACUGCAGGCGCGGCAAUCGCAACAGCAACAACGCGAACGGCGCCAGCAACGGGAACGCCGGCGCCGAGGCGGGCGGAAACGCCGGCGGGCAACAGCAGGCCGGCUCCGGCGGCUCCCCCGGCAGCGUUCAGCGCAAGGAACGCUCCCUUCAUUACUGCAGCAUCUGCAGCAAGGGCUUCAAGGACAAGUACAGCGUGAACGUGCACAUCAGGACGCACACCGGCGAGAAGCCGUUCGCCUGUUCCCUCUGCGGCAAGAGCUUCCGGCAGAAAGCCCACUUGGCCAAGCACUAUCAAACUCACGUGACGCAGAAACCCAGCAUCCAGCAGAGCUCCGGCGGGGCAGCCGGAAACGCAGCCGCCGGCGGGAACAACGGCAACGCCAGCCCCACGGCGGACAGCAACGCCGCCGCUUCCGCGUCCUCCGCGAUCGCCAGCAGGAGUCAGGGGGACCCAGCAGCUUGCAACCCCCCUAGUUAG